AUGAAAUUCACCGUCGCUAGUUCGCUCGUCCUUCUGAUUGCCUCCACCUCCGCUGCCGGAAUCAAUUGCCGUGGCUCCGGUCAAUGUUCCCUUGGAACUGUCGGCCACACUCUAGUCAAUAUCAAGGAUAUCGUCGACCGCAUCCAGCCUCGAGACCGCCACUACGAUACCGGCCAGCAGAUAGCUUGUGCAGGGUCCCUUUGUGCAUUCUACCAAAACGGCGCGGGCGGCACUGCUGAUGAUACUUCUUCUUACUUGCAGGCGCUCAUUCACCACAAAUGCAAAACGUGUGGUUCUGUCCCAACUCAGUCCGGCAAUAAUAUUGCGGCUGGUGCGCUCACAGUCAAUGUUGUCGGUCAGCCGAAAUGUCAGGGUGCUUGCUAA
This is a messenger RNA of Penicillium atrosanguineum, 384 nucleotides long. RefSeq lists its product as uncharacterized. Bases 1 to 384 code for a protein of 127 amino acids. NCBI's taxonomy places the organism in Eukaryota, Fungi, Ascomycota, Eurotiomycetes, Eurotiales, Aspergillaceae. The record is from RefSeq and is a predicted model, not a curated record. Gene Ontology annotation, cellular component: extracellular region. The transcript has a single exon.